AUGCUGCUGGCUGUCGAGCUGCUUCGACAGUACAGUGAUGUUAGAGGUGGCCUUGUAUUUUACGACGACACAGACGAUGUACCAGACCAUGUUACGUUUGCGUACAAUUAUAUUCCAACAAUCCUGGGGCUGUCGUUGAUGACCCUCUGGUCUUUUACGGUCUACGAUGUCUUCCGUUUAGAACCCUACUUUCAGUUAUCAAAACAACAGAUCUUUCCUGCGGACGUGCUUUCCGCUAACUAUAUCUUUGGGCCUUUCAUAUCAGCGCCUUUCUCCUCGGCGAGAAGAAAACAUUGGGUGGUGCUGGGGGUGUCUAUCAUAAAUAUUCUCGUACAGCUACUGCUGCCCUCUACACUGAGCGCUUUUCUGGACUUGGAUAGCGUCCCGAUAUCUUCUCCCGCCACAUUGAGAAGCUGGCCGGGACUGGUGGCAGUUGGAGAGCAAGCCGAAUGGAUAUCUUCGCAACGGAACAUGAGUCUAUAUUCUCUUACAAGGGGGGAUCCUGGAGAAACACCAUCGCGUCUCUCACACUUUGCCAUCCCACCAGUUGAACUCCCCUCGGAUGAUGCACUCGCCACGGCUCUAUGGAAACUUAAUCAUACAGUGUACUGGGCCGACCUUACAUGCUCCGAUUUGCCACUCAGCAACUCACCCACGGCGAAUGUCACUGUGAGCGUUGAGGAGACCUCUGCUGAUCAUUCUAAUUACUCUACUCUAACCUGUGCGCUUCGUGACCUGCGUCUGGCAUCACUUCCGGACCCUUCCCAGAACUGCACUUUAAAUGCGAACUACAGUGGUAUCUUCGACCUGACAGCUACUCCGGUACAGGUCCGACGCUGGGAGCUUGACACAAUCCCAUGUGCCCCGCUUGAUGUAUAUGGCUUUCUCCUCGACAUUGAGGCAACGAAUUCCGGUCAGUUAGUCGGACAGACAGGAAGCCACUCGGCAUCAGCUUUAAUGACACCCAAGGCUCAGUUCUUCUCAUGUGGCAUGCGGUAUUAUACGGCGAAGGCGGAAGUUUCCAUGCAGGCCAAUGGCUCAGUAGUCGCAAUUAUUGUUGACAAAGACUCUAUAUCUGCGCUUGAUAGUUCGCACCUGGAUAUAGCUGGAUUUAAAACAUAUCUCAAAAGUGGCAUGUGCUACGGGAAAUGCACAGAGGGCUAUAGGCCCUUGUGCUCUACCUCUGCGCGGUACUCACCGGUGCCCAUCUCCGGGGACGAGUUCAUGUCUAAAAUCCGUACUGAUAUCAAGCUUGGCUUUGCGCGUUUACUGAGCCGCCUCUUCAACACAAAUGCAGAGUAUACUCCUAUUCAAGGCGUCGGCACAACUGACCAAGUGGCUGUCCUGGUCAUUACCUCCCCUGCAAUUGCGUCAGAGAUAAUCCUUCUCCUUGGGGGAGUCACAUGUGUCUUCCUUGCUGUUUUCUACCGGUCGCGCGAGAACAUACUCAAGGGUGACCCGGGAUCGAUCGCUGCCAUGUGCAGCAUCGUGGCGGACCUAUUCAACCCAGUUGGUGUUCAGGCGCUUGCCCAGUGUACUGACCAAUCCACUGCACGACAACUUAAUCGCAAGCUGCGUGGCUGGCAAUGCUACUGGUAUCAAGAGCCACCAGGUCGAAAACUGGGAUUUCUUCCCGGAGAAGCCCCUCCCAGAACACUACGUGAGAAAGUUCUAUUAAACAAACCAGCGAGUAGGAAAGCACCACGCCCAGACCCCAGGCUUCAUUUCUUAUCAAAACCCAUAUUUGUCGCUGAGCUUCUAGGCUUGUUAGCGGUUAUCUGUUUCAUGGCAGUAUUGUUCAUCAUGUGUUCAAAAGAUCACCGACUGCGACGCCUUUCAGAUACUGCUUCAGAUCGAUUAUCUAUUGCUUUGAACAUUGUACCGUCUCUGAUGGCAUCUAUGAUGCGAGCUUUGUUCAAUUCAAUUUACUUGCACCUGGGCAUACUGGAGCCAUGGAUUCAUCUCCAAAAAGGCCGAGUGGACGCGAAGAAUUCCUUGCUGCUAAAUCUGUCCUCCCAAAGUCCAAUUACCGUGUUUUUCCGGUCUAUACGCUCCCGGUCCUUCGUGCUCAGCCUGGUCUCACUGUGCUGCAUUAUCAACACCGGUCUUCCAGCUGUUCUGGGCGCGCUGUUUACCCAAAGCCGCACGGCAGCAACCUGGCCUACCCAAGCUGUGGAAUUACGUUACGAUCGUUCCACCAUUCUCAAUUCCAGUACCAUCCCCGCCCUCUUCCAAUACGGUCCUAUCCAGUCAACCCUAUUAAAUUCGGUGUCGUUGCUUCCGUGGACUUCGCCGGAUUACUCAUUUGUUCCAUUCUCAGUCCAUACGGAGAACAUGGAGAAUACGUACCAAGCUGUGACGCUGGGUAUUGGGGCUGACUUGAACUGUCAUCAUGUCCCACUUAUCCAAGACCUUUCGAAGGAUGAGUAUGAUGAGGAUUCGAGUAUCCCCAACCUGACUGCUAGAGAUACCGAGCAUGUGGAGGGUGCACCACCCGUCAUGCGUGAUAAUUCAAGCGAACCAUAUUCCGUCCAGCUACUAGCACCAAGUGGAGCGACCGAUAAUGGCACGCUGACUGUUCUUUUAACCCUUCCCUCGAGCCCGAACACAAACCUAUAUUCGUCACUCGCGUUGCAAUGCCAUUCGAUUCCAAGAUUACAGAAUUUCACAAUUGGAUUUGACCCCAGUGGGAUACUGCAGUAUUACUACCCAAUCGGCAGCCCAUUCACGAGCGGGCAACUAGUGGACAAUGUAACAUCGAACGUGGCAAACUACCAUCAGCACUUUAUCGCCUCGAUCCAGGACACCUCGGGAAAGGGUGCCGUUGAUGAGCCCAAGUUAUUCCCGUCCUACUGGCCCGGUUCCCUAAUCAAGCUGGUCUACGAAAAUGAGAACCCCGAGCUGACAACCAUCGACCCCGACCGUCUCGCCGAUGCAACGCAACAAGUCUACCAAUGGCUCUUUGCAGCAUAUUUCACCCUUCAGAAAGAUAUGUACCUUAAACCCCUGCCAAAACCGAUAACGGACAGCGAUGCCCAAAUUCUACGAACCACAUGGGCCGUCGCCCGGUCCCUUUCAUCCUUCAUCGUCGCCCUGAUCAUGGUAUCGUCCAUGGCCAUUGCACUCGUCCUCGUGUUCAUCACACGAUACGGCAAGUUCAAGGGGCCCCGAGUGCCGCAGUCACUUGGCUCAGUGCUUGUGUGGCUUGCCGACAGCCCCAUUCUCCCUAGUUUCUACGGUACCUAUGACUGGACCAGUGCCGCUCGUCGGGAUUAUCUGAUCGGCCUCGAUAAAAGAUAUGUUUUCCGGAAGGUCACCACAUCAACCGGGGAGCAGAAGUGGGUCAUCGAAGAGGAUCAGGCUGAGAAGGCUGGGUGA
Molecule: messenger RNA, 3378 nt
Organism: Aspergillus bombycis
Lineage: Eukaryota; Fungi; Ascomycota; Eurotiomycetes; Eurotiales; Aspergillaceae
Product: DUF3433 domain-containing protein
Exons: 2
Coding region: 1-3378 (1125 amino acids)
Source: RefSeq, a predicted model, not a curated record